AUGUUCUUGUUGGAUGCAGAAGUGUUUAACUUCAAGAUGGCAUCGACUAGUGAUCUGAAAGAAGCCACUUGCAACCAAAGUUCUUGGGACAUCUUGCUACCAGAUUUCCCUGAGGGGCCACUUUGUGAGUACCGUAAGAGGGCUUCCUUCAGCUGGAAGGAGAUGGCAGUGUUUAUAGAUGAAGAAGAUCUCAUCCAAUUCAAGAAUAGAAUCUUCUCUGCUUUUGAAAAUGAUCCUGUCUUUGCUCGUUACCCCGGAGAAGAUGUGACCCUCGAGAAGUAUCGUGAGCUGACAUUCCUGCGCUGUAAAAGGCUCUUUGAAUAUGAGUUUCUAAAACUGGAAGAUAUCAUGGAGAAGCCAUUAAAAAUUAUGGUUCUUAUAAACUGCUUAGGGAUGUAUGAUUGGUCUCUGGGUACCAAAUAUUUGUUAAAUGCUCAGGUGUUCGGUGGUGCAAUUGAGAAUACUGGCUCUGAAAGGCAUCAGGAAUUCGUGAAGCAAACCAGUAACAUGGAGAUUUUUGGAUGUUUUGCUCUGACUGAAGUCAGCCAUGGCAGCAAUACCAAGGGCAUACGGACAACUGCCAGAUACGACCCCAGCACACAGAAAUUUAUCAUCAACACUCCUGAUUUUGAAGCUGCCAAGUUUUGGGUUGGCAACAUGGGGAAAAAUGCCACUCAUGCUGUCGUCUACGCCCAGCUGUACACUCCUGAUGGGCAGUGCCACGGAUUACAUUCCUUUGUUGUGCAGGUAGGAAAAGAGUACUACUUUGGUUUUUUUAUGUCACUGUUACAAUGGCGCCUGCUUCCCUAUCUGGCAGCUACAUAUGCCUUAGACCAUUUCGCCAAGUCUUUGUUCAUGAACUUCAUAGAAUUUCACAUAGGUCUUCUGAUGAAGGAUAAGAGUCCAAGACAGGCUGAAAUUGGACGUGAGAUUCAUGCCUUGUCGACUGGUGGUAAACCACUGGCCUCCUGGACUGCCCAGCAAGCGGCCCAGGAAUGUCGAGAAGCUUGUGGAGGACAUGGUUACCUGGCCAUGAAUCGUCUAGGUGAUAUUCGAAAUGACAAUGACCCAAACUGCACCUAUGAAGGAGACAAUAAUGUUCUGCUUCAGCAAACCAGCAACUACUUACUGAGCUGGGUGAAUGCUAAACACCAAGAUAAAGCUCCUAUUGCAUCCCCUCUUGGAUCAGUAAACUUUUUGGAAGACUACAAUCAUAUUCUUGGCCAGAAAUUCACAGCCUCUAGUGUUGAAGAUUGCAUGGACUCCUCAGUUCCAUUAGCUGCAUAUAAAUGGCUGGUUUGUUACCUGCUCCGAGAAAGUGUCCUGAAAUUGAGCCACGAGAAACAGUCUGGGAGUAGUGAUUUUGAAGCAAGAAACAACAGUCAGGUAUACUACUGUCGUUCGUUAGCCAUCGCUUUCAUCGAGCAAACAGUCUUACAAAGGUAUCACGAAUACACUCAUGAUCCCGACACGCCAUCUACACUCCAGCCUGUGCUAAAGCAUCUUAGUGCUCUGUAUGGACUGUGGUCUUUAAGUAAACACAUGGCCGUGCUCUACCAAGGUGGAUAUGUUUCAGGUGAACAGCCUGGUAGAUUCAUACAGCAUGCUAUUCUGGAGCUUUGUUCCAAGUUGAAAGAUGAUGCAGUUGCCUUGGUGGAUGUCAUUGCACCUCCUGACUUCAUUCUGAACUCACCCAUUGGCAGAGCUGAUGGAGAGCUGUAUAAAAAUCUGUGGACAAUAGUCCUUCAAGGCAGCAAGGUGCUGGAGAGACCAUCAUGGUGGGCAGAAUUUUGUGUUAAUAAACCCCUUGUCGGCAAGCUGAGGUCGAGGAUGUAAAUCAAACAUGUAAGAGUGGCCCGGUAGGGCAACGAUUAAUAACAUAUUUCAGACACAGAGGAAGGAGCACAUAUUUCAAAUGAAGGCGAUUUCAUACAGAAGAUGCCAAGAGAUAGAAUGAGUUUGAAAUCAGAUAUGACCCAAUCUUAAGGACUGUUGACAUAAUGGCAAGAACAGUGCAACACAUCUGCAUGUGGUUCAUAGUAAUCAUGCUAAUGUUAAUCAGUCGCAGAUUAAAAGAAAAAAGUCUCAUUAAAGUUAAUUGCUUCUCACAGCUUCAGUACGUAUAAAACUAAAUAUUACUUUCAUCAGUGUCCUGACACCAAAUAGGGUCUAAAAGUCUUGUAAUUGCUGGCAUGCUACAGAAGUUAAACAUUCAAAAAAGUCUACCUUGAACUAUGAACAGACAGGUCAGUUUUACUUUUUCAAGUUUCUGGGAGAGUAUUAGUAAAGCAAAGGGGUAUUUAGAACACGGCAGGAUUUUCAGUGGGGAUAAACUUAGGAUAGCAUCACUGGAAUUGAGUAAGUGAGUUUCUUUGAAGUCCAUGAAACUACUCUGCUUUACACUAUCUGUUCUACAACGUUUAAAAUAGUUGAUUGUUCUUUCAACGCAAGAGAUGUGAUAAAUUGACUUCCAGUUUGAGGUUUUGAUUAAUCCUCAAGUUUUGUAUCACUGUAGAUAUAACUAGUUCAAAGUUUCUCAUUCACUUGUCAUUGUAAUAUUAAUUUAUGGUAAUGCAAAUGUAAAAUGAUUGUAUAACUUCACUAGUAGUUAUAAUGUUUUGUUUUUUCCCCCUUCUAUAGUGUUAGCUUUUAAUCUCAGCAGACCAAUUGGUGCACGUCAACACAUGUUGGAGCUGCACUUACUUCCUUCACAUCCAAAUUUAGUCCAGUAAUCUGGAAGUGGGUUGUUAAAAAUAAACAAAAUGAUUUCUGUUGCCAGAUGUUGUAGACAUUUAGUCAGGGACAAGAAAGUAGAAUGAUAAUUACUCCAGCUGAGGGAGAACCAUUCUUUAUAUAUGUUUAGUAAAUAUUCCCCAAGUAAUGAGUAGUUUCCUUUGCAAAUGAAGAGCCACUAGUAAGUUUUUGAAGUGCUGAAUAUUUUAUAUUUUUAAAAUAAAAUCUGGAAAGAUACUGCCUGCUUUUCUAUACUGUAUGAUCUCCCUGUUACUCUGAACUGAUCUAGGACCAAAUCCUGCUCACCGUACUCACAUGAGCUGUCCUGUUCAGGCCAGGGGGACUAUUUGUUAGGAAGGUGUCUAGGAUUCAGGGCUUAAUCCUGUGCCAUUAAAGUCAAUGGGAGUUUUAUCAUUGACUCUCAAUGGGAGCAGGACCAAACCUUAGUGGAUUUUUUUUUAAUUGUCACCAUUCUGUUCCAGUUGUACACUUAUGAUUCUGAUGAAGUGUUUCUAUGCCAGAAUUCCAAAGUUUGUAAGUCUUUAUAGUGUCAUGACUCAAAUAUUUAAUAACUGUUAUUGUGCUGGUUUUUUGUAUGCAAAUAUUACUAGAAUACAUUUAAUCAAAGUAAAGAAUAAAGUGGUAUUUUCAGUUUUUGCCAUAUGA
Messenger RNA from Chrysemys picta bellii (western painted turtle), 3399 nucleotides. The record is from RefSeq and is a predicted model, not a curated record. Lineage: Eukaryota; Metazoa; Chordata; Testudines; Emydidae.